UUGCCUACUGCCAUCAAUGCGGCCGGUGUCUCCCAAGCGCAGCUCGACAACUAUGCUAUCCAUCUUCGCUUGGAGGAGAUAAACCGAAAACUAAGACUUAAUGACUACGUUCCUCCGGAGCGCGAGCGAUCUCCCUCUCCUCCUCCCACUUAUGACGCCCAUGGUCGUCGUACCAACACUCGCGAAGUCCGUUACCGCAAAAAAUUGGAGGAUGAGCGGAUUCGUCUCGUAGAUCGCGCUAUGAAGAAUGACCCAAGCUUCCGCCCUCCCGUCGAAUACCACCAACAAAAGCGCUCCCAACGUCCUUCUGAAAAGGUUUACAUACCCGUCAAGGAGUUCCCUGAAAUCAACUUCUUCGGUCUUCUCGUCGGUCCUCGCGGUAACAGCUUGAAGAAAAUGGAGAGGGAGAGCGGGGCUAAGAUCAGUAUUCGGGGCAAGGGUAGUGUCAAGGAAGGCAAGACUCGUCCUGAUCAGUACGCGGAGGAUGCUGAAGAAGAUCUUCAUUGCCUUGUCCUCGCCGAUUCGGAGGAGAAGGUGGCAUCUUGCGUUAGGUUGAUCAAUAAGGUCAUAGAAACUGCCGCGUCCACCCCAGAAGGCCAGAACGAUCACAAGCGUAAUCAGCUCCGCGAACUUGCCGCCCUGAACGGCACCCUUCGUGACGACGAGAACCAGAUAUGCCAGAACUGUGGGGGCGUCGGCCAUCGCAAAUACGACUGCCCUGAACAACGGAACUUUACCGCUAACAUCAUAUGUCGUGUCUGUGGUAGCGCUGGACAUAUGGCUCGCGACUGC
Messenger RNA from Stereum hirsutum FP-91666 SS1, 792 nucleotides. RefSeq lists its product as uncharacterized. Gene Ontology annotation, cellular component: nucleus. Gene Ontology annotation, molecular function: zinc ion binding; mRNA binding. Gene Ontology annotation, biological process: regulation of mRNA splicing, via spliceosome. The transcript is spliced from 3 exons. Lineage: Eukaryota; Fungi; Basidiomycota; Agaricomycetes; Russulales; Stereaceae. The record is from RefSeq and is a predicted model, not a curated record. The annotation marks the transcript as partial.